Messenger RNA from Elgaria multicarinata webbii, 2874 nucleotides. RefSeq names its product 5'-3' exonuclease PLD3-like. The coding region runs from base 124 to 2187 and encodes 687 amino acids. The transcript is spliced from 13 exons. The record is from RefSeq and is a predicted model, not a curated record. Lineage: Eukaryota; Metazoa; Chordata; Lepidosauria; Squamata; Anguidae. Gene Ontology annotation, molecular function: catalytic activity.
UGCGAGCCACGCAGAGCCUGCUUGACAGAUCUCUUGCGCUUUUGCGCCGCCUUGUCUGGUGCGGAGCGGGAGGGGUGCUAGGCUGGCGGCGGGAAACUCCGUGGGUCCUUUCCCCAGAACAACAUGAGGAAGAAAGAACCCGAGCGAAAGGGGGCGAGGGGCACCCCUCUGAGAAGGUCGACCCGCCUGCAGCAGGAGGAGGAUGGCACACAGAGAACCACAAGCUCAAGGGAACGACAAAGCUCAAAGGGAAGUAACACGGCUGAUAUCCUUCAGCCCCGGGAGAGCAUCAGAGCAUACAGGAAGCAAGUUGAUUCAACCCGGGAUCGCUCACCCAGUCCGCCCAGCCCAGUCAGGGGUCCUUUACCUCUCUCCGAACCAGAAACUCGGAAAGAUGGUGGACAAGCCGUGUCGGAACGAGACAGCCCACUGUCCCCCUUUGUCAGGCUGAGGAGACUGGACGUUCCACAGGACGAUGAGCCUUCCCCACACCAAAACAGGGCAAAGGAGCCGCAGAAACCAAACGUCGACUGGGAAGUAGUGAAAGACAACAGAGCCCGGUUGCAGGUACUGGAAGCCCCGAGGGCCCGAAGCACCAAGCCAGGGCCCCUGGCGGAAAAGACAACACCUGGCCUGCGAGGCACAAUGGAAAACGAAGCUCUCAAGAGGACGACCACUGAGUUCAAGGUGCCAACCAUGAAGAAGGCCAAAGCUUCCAAGUUGCAGACUGCGGCUUUACCAACUAAAGGAGACAGCAAAACGUGGAGCAUGCGUUUCCUGUCUCGUUCAACUCUCUGUUCCCUUCUUGGCUUGCUUAUCCUGGGCCUUGGUUGCUGGUUCCUUUGGGAGCAUGGAAGCCUGGGAUCUCUCCUGGGGAUGACGGGAUAUGGACCAUGGACAUGGGGCGGCUUCCCAAAGCUGUGGAGCAGCACAGAGGAGUGCAGUACGCAAUGCAGCUUGGUACUUGUUGAGAGCAUCCCAGCAAGCUUGGAUUACAACUCGCUGAACCCUCACAAUCCAACCAUCUACCAGGCCUGGAUGGACCUUCUAGCAGGAGCCAACAGCAGUGUGGAGAUCGCAGCUUUCUACUUUACCCUCCGAGACUCAGAUAUUCACGUGCAGGAUCCUUCUUCGCGGCAGGGAAAGGCAGUGUUUGAGUCACUGCGGGACCUGCCUUCUCGCGGGGUGAAGCUCAGGAUUGCUGUGAACAGCCCUCAGUUGUCGGGGGAUGACACGGACGAGCUGGCCCGUCACGGGGCAGACGUGCGGUAUGUGGACAUGGAGCGCCUGACGGGGGGCAUUGUGCACACCAAGUUAUGGGUGGUAGAUCAGAAGCACAUCUACGUCGGCAGCGCCAACAUGGACUGGCGCUCGCUUACGCAGGUGAAGGAGCUUGGCGCCGUGGUGUACAACUGCAGCUGCCUGGCUCGGGACCUGCACCGGAUCUUUGCCAUCUACCGGAUACUGGGAGAAGAGGGGGCUUCCAUCCCGGCAGCGUGGCCAGCCAGCCUUGCAGCCGAGUCCAGCCUGACCCGCCCCUUGAAGCUGAAACUCAACGGCACCGACGCAGAGCUGUACAUUUCCAGCUCCCCGCCAGCCUUGUGCUCCAGGGGACGAACCCCUGAUCUCUCCGCCAUCAUAAGCACCAUCGAAGAUGCGGAAGACUUUGUCUACAUUGCCGUGAUGGACUACGAACCCCAGUGCUCGUUCUGCAAGCCCAAGAGGUUCUGGCCGGUCAUUGACGAUGCUUUGCGCGCUGCAGCCUGUGACCGCAGAGUGAAAGUGCGCCUCCUCAUCAGCUGCUGGCCGCAUUCCAAGCCAGCCAUGUUCGUCUUCCUGGAAUCGCUCCACGUCCUUAGCUAUGAGCCCCUGCGUUGCCCCAUAGAGGUGAAACUCUUCGUUGUUCCCUCAGCAGGAGAGCAACCUGCAGUCCCUUACGCCCAUGUCAAUCACAACAAAUACAUGGUGACGGACCGGGUGGCCUACAUUGGUACUUCCAACUGGUCUGAAGAUUAUUUUGUCAACACCACCGGUGUGGGACUGGUCGUCAGGCAGCACGAGGCUGCCGCAGGAGCCCCGGGACACACCUUGCGCCGGCAGAUGGAGGAUGUCUUUCUCCGGGACUGGAACUCUCCCUACGUUCAGCCACUAAGCCACCACCGGGAGUGUGCCAGGAAAGGGUCCUAGGCCCAGCCUUGCUCCGACCCUUGAACCUGGAAGCAUUCCUUUAAACAUUUUUCAGUUUAGAAGCUCUUGCUUGUGGGCUUCCCACAACAAACAAGUCAGACCGCUGGUCUGAGCCAGCAAGGCUCUUCUUCCCUCCUUAAGCUGCCUCUAGACCUGUGAGCCAGACAUAGCCACAGCAGGAACUGCUGUAGCCACCAAUGCAGCUGUUUGACCACUGACUCUGGAGCACUCUAGAGCAGGGAGGGGGAACAUCUGGUCCUCCAGAGGUUGUUGAACUACAAUCCCCUUCAGCCCUUGCCAUUGGCUAUGCUAAAUUUUGGAAAGGAGAUGCAGCCAGAUUCACGGCCUGAUUGGAUGUGGCUGCAUUGCUGCAGGGGUUUUUAUUCAGGGGCUUGGAUAUGUGUGUGUGCAUGUUUGAAAGGUAGAUUUAGCAAUGGAGAUAUGUACAGGCAUGCUGUGAGCCAGGGCAAUUGCUAUUUUGUGUGUUCUGUAUCAUCGAUAAGGAAACAAGAAAUGAAUGUACAGUGGAAAUAGUCCUCAGAUAGCUUUGUUUCAAAGUUCAAUUGACCAAAUAUAUCUAUUUUACUCAGGGAGUAUGUUUGAGAUGAGGAAUUAUGUGUCUUAAUCUAUGUGUGCUUUAAGCAAUGUAAGGGAAUAUACUUUCGUUGAGCGCAUGGAAUGGGUGGG